Molecule: messenger RNA, 1558 nt
Organism: Labrus bergylta (ballan wrasse)
Lineage: Eukaryota; Metazoa; Chordata; Actinopteri; Labriformes; Labridae
Source: RefSeq, a predicted model, not a curated record
AGUGAGCAGACACACACUCACACACACACACAGAGACUGAAACAUGUCUCCACCGUCUUUAUUCGUCUUCUUACUGAUUUCUCGUCUCUUGGGUUUUAAUGAGGCGAUGUCCGCGCACGCACCGAGGAUGAGAUUCUCAAACACAGACCCCUCCAUGAAGAGGACACUUUUACCUGGAGACCAAACAUCUGUACAGAUUCUUCCAGGAGGAGAACCAGACACCGUCACAGCUGUCGGACCAAAGCACCUGAUUUCACUGAACUUUAAAAACCCUCUGCAGGCUCCUGUGCAAAGAACGUUGUUGUGGAAAGAUUGCAUCAUCAGCAAAACGUCGACCACAGAUUGUGACUUUAACAUCACCGCGGUGCACAAGAGGGAAGAGGGCGACCAGGCGUAUGUGUGUGGGACCAACGGCAGGGAGACUUUGUGCUGUGACGUGAUUCUAUCAGCUCCGUCUCCCGAGUGCGAUACCUCUGAAAAAAUGAGGAGCAUACAAGGAAGUAUCAGAAAAUUUAUCAUGAAGGAAGGUGAACCGUCUGUUUUUGUGGAAUCAGAAACAAACGCCGACCUUUACACGACCUACUCUGGAUCUCAGGAGAAUGUUGGAGUCCACAAGUUUGGAACAAACCGCGUUGGACCAGCGAACCAUAAUAAAGAGCAGCACUAUGUGGGUCUGGUGAUCAGCAGACAGGCAGAAGACCCUUCACAGGAUAAAGUUUUUGCCUUUUAUAAGGAGAAAAACAGAGACUCAGACCUGUACAGCGGGAUGUGGCUCCCCUUCGUCUCACAGGUUUGCAUGUCAGACAGGGGCGGUCCCAAGAAACACAUGCAGUAUAUCUGGACGUCGCAGAUGAACGCCAGGCUCUACUGCGGAGAUCCAGACAGCAAGCAGCACUUCUCUGAGCUGGUCCACGUGGCUGCUGUGCACGCAGAGCGCUGGCAGGACUCCAGGGUUUAUGCACUCUUCCAGAACGAAUGGGGGAUGAGCGCUGUGUGUGUCUACAGGGUGAAGGACUUUCAAAACAUCUUUACCAACUCUCCAUUUAAAGGCGGCAGCGCGGGCAGCCAAGUCGACAGGCGCAGAGCGUGCGUCCCCGACAGCACCGCGAUCAGUUUAGACGUCCUGAAGUCGAUCGAGGAGAACUCGGAGAUGGAGGAAUGGGUUAAACCUGCCGACAGCUCGCGCCCACUCGUCUUUGAUCGCCACAGGUACACUCACAUCUCCGUGGACAAGAGGAACCAACGCCACCCGGUCCUGUUUCUGUCUCUGCAUAAUGGAGCCAUUCAUAAAGUGACGCAGAGUCAGAAUCAGACGUUUGUCAUCGCAGAGUAUGAGACAUUUAAACACAACACCAGCAUCCUCAACAUGAUCCUAAACCAGAACUCUAUGAAGCUGUAUGCAGCCUCCAGAAGUGAACUGGUCCAGGUGGACGUGACAAACUGUGCCCAGUAUGGAGACCGCUGUGAGGACUGCGUGUUAGCUAGAGACCCAAACUGCGGCUGGGCACUGAACCGCUGCGUCCCUGUGACACUGUAAGAGAUCACACAUCGCUUUCAU